Acanthosepion pharaonis is the source of this 642-nucleotide messenger RNA. Lineage: Eukaryota; Metazoa; Mollusca; Cephalopoda; Sepiida; Sepiidae. The record is from the annotation of a GenBank genome assembly.
AUGGUGACCUAUCUAUUAGUUUUUUCAUAUCGGAUUCAUUCUGGCCAUUAUCUAUAUCUAUCUAUCUAUCUAUCUAUCUAUCUAUCUAUCUAUCUAUCUAUCAGUUCAAUUAUGUCUGUUGAUAUCUAUCUAUCUCUCUCUCUAUCUCAUUCAUUAUGUCUGUUAAUAUUCAUUCAUAUAUUAUCUAUCUAUCUAUCUAUCUAUCUAUCUAUCUAUCUAUCUAUUCAAUUAUCUCUUCUGUUCAUCUAUCUAUCUCAUCUUUCAAUCUAUCUAUUCAAUUAUCGGUCUGUGAAUAUAUUAAAAUUUGUUUAUAUCUAUCUAUCUAUCUAUCUAUGUUUCUGUGAAUAUUUAAAAUCUAUCUAUCUAUCUAUCUCUGUUCAUAUCUAUCUAUCUUUCUAUCUAUAUAUGUCAGUCUGUUCAAAUCUAUCUAUCUAUCUAUCUAUCUAUCUAUCUAUCUAUCUCUGUUCAUAUCUAUCUAUCUUUCUAUCUAUAUAUCUCAGUCUGCUCAAAUCUAUCUAUCUAUCUAUGUGCAGUAAAUAUGUUGGGCGUCUUUUUCUGUUUCUUUUUUUUAUUAAUUCCAUUUUCUCCAAGAAUCCAAAAGAAAACAUGGUUUUACUGGUAAGCAUUCCUCUAGAUAUUUGA